Messenger RNA from Anopheles marshallii, 822 nucleotides. RefSeq names its product adapter molecule Crk (gene Crk). The record is from RefSeq and is a predicted model, not a curated record. The coding region runs from base 1 to 822 and encodes 273 amino acids. Gene Ontology annotation, molecular function: protein binding. The transcript has a single exon. Lineage: Eukaryota; Metazoa; Arthropoda; Insecta; Diptera; Culicidae.
AUGGCAUCGUUCGACGUGUACGAUCGAUCGAGUUGGUACUUUGGGCCGAUGUCACGCCAGGACGCGACCGAUUUGCUGUUGAACGAACGGGAAAGUGGAGUGUUUCUGGUGCGCGACAGUACGACCAUCGUGGGUGAUUUUGUGCUGUGCGUCCGGGAAGAUUCGAAAGUGAGUCACUACAUUAUAAACAAAAUACCAUCGGGGGAAGAAUGCUUCGUGUACCGUAUCGGCGAUCAAACGUUCGCGGACUUGCCGGAUCUGUUGUCGUUUUACAAGCUGCACUAUCUCGACACGACACCGCUCCGGCGGCCGAUGAUACGCCGACUGGAGAAGGUAAUAGGCAAGUUCGAUUUCGACGGAAGCGAUCCGGAUGAUUUGCCGUUCAAAAAGGGUGAAAUAUUGCACAUCAUCAGCAAGGACGAAGAACAGUGGUGGACGGCACGCAAUGGCCAGGGCCAAACGGGCCAAAUACCGGUACCGUAUGUGACACGAUACGAGGAGAACAUAAUCGAGCGGCCAAAUUCGGGCGGCGGUGGUGGUGGAGGUGCCGGUCCGGGUCACCACCAUCACCAUCCGGCCGGUGGGUUACACCAUUCGGAAAAUUCGAACAUAUUCAAAUCGAACCUUAACCGACAGCUGCCAGCACUGGCACGCGUAAAACAGGAACGGGUUCCAAAUGCGUACGACGAGACCGCGCUUAAGCUGAGCGUUGGCGACGUCAUCAAGGUGCUGAAGACGAACAUUAAUGGCCAGUGGGAGGGUGAGCUGAAGGGCAAAAUUGGACACUUUCCCUUCACCCAUGUGGAGUUCAUCGAUGAGUGA